AUGAACUAUUGGAGGAAGAUCAAGAUAACACCAGUCGAACUGAACCGGGACCCGGCCGGUUUUCUUAUUUUGCCCAAAAACGCCAAACGCAACCGUUUAGCAUUCAGUAAAACACCCCCAACCCUACCAACCCUAACUCCCCCCAACUCUCCAACGGCGCAGCAUACUUUCCCUCCCUCGUUCAUCCCAUCACCCUCGAGCUGGCCGUUCAUCUCAACACCGACGAGCUCAAUCCCUCCCUUUCGUUCAGCCGCCGGACUGCUCCUGACGCUGUCACCGGUUGGAGCUUCAAAGCUCACUCGGUCCCUCACUCAGCUAACGUCUCAGACUCUCAGCAGUGGAAGCACAGUCGCCGGGCUCGCCUCCUGCCUCCGUCGAGUAGCUCUGUUCCACUGUCACCGGCGCCAUCUCUGUUCCUCCGUCGCAAGCUCUGUUCCUGCCUCCGUCGCCAGUUCUGUUCAUGCCUCCGUCACCAGCUCUGUUCUUCUAGAUCUUCAUUACCUAUACAGCUUGUGCGUUGGAGCUUACUGGUGUUAUCUUGAUCUUCCUCCAAUAGUUCAUGGUCCUGAACAACAAUAUUGCUUUCUUCUGGCACCUCCGAUGGGUGAGUUUGGUUGGCUUGGCUAACUCCUUCAUCAUUAUUCUCUAGCCUUCUAUUGCUAUUUUGAUAGCUCUCCUUAGCUCAGCCUUUAAAUUUUUGCUCACAGGAUUUUAUUCACUAUAUCUUCUAUAUCUGU
Molecule: messenger RNA, 737 nt
Organism: Arachis ipaensis
Lineage: Eukaryota; Viridiplantae; Streptophyta; Magnoliopsida; Fabales; Fabaceae
Source: RefSeq, a predicted model, not a curated record